AUGUCAUACAUUUCUUCCAAGACAUGGAUCGCAGAUAUAAUCAGGGAAGUUGACAGAUUCGUGAGAAUUUCGAAAGACUCUCUGAUUAUCGCGCCCGAGUCGCCAAAUGUCCCUCAAGCCUACUGCGAAUGGCGUGAACAUCGGGUGUUCAUCAAUCAAAGAGCCCAGGAGUCAGAACCUCAACGCCGCACACUUAGAGCCUCACAGCGAGCCGGGCAGGCGAAAACCUCAAUCCAGCCAUUCGGUGGCAAGACGUUCAAAGACGCUCGAUCUUCCGUGCUGGCAAUGGAGACGAUAUGGCUGCCUUCUACGAGCUUCCAUCUUGAACGGCCUCUUGCUCCCUGGCCAUGCAGCAACGAGCUCACGAGCGACGGUACCAUGAGAAGUAUGUCCGGAUAUUCCCGUUUCCCUCCCCUGCCUAGGGUACCGGGCAACGAGACCGUUCAUUGGAGAAAAAGAGUCCCAAUAAAGCCGUACCCGUUCGAUACUUUUGGAAUGCCCAGUCUAGGACGCAUCGCGGGCGCGCCAGAUACCGAAGAAGAGAUGGCAUUCUUCGUUGGUCAGGCCUUGCUCGAGGAGAUCAAUACUGACGAAUUCUAA
Messenger RNA from Aspergillus fischeri NRRL 181, 600 nucleotides. RefSeq lists its product as uncharacterized. The transcript has a single exon. The coding region runs from base 1 to 600 and encodes 199 amino acids. The record is from RefSeq and is a predicted model, not a curated record. NCBI's taxonomy places the organism in Eukaryota, Fungi, Ascomycota, Eurotiomycetes, Eurotiales, Aspergillaceae.